CACAAGAAACUAGCUCCCUGGAAGUUUUCCGACUAGCUUGGAAAGACGGUACCGUGCGGUAUCGAAGAGCCCUCACCACCAAACUGGGAAUCUUCCGACUAGCUUGGAAAGACAAUAUCAAAAAUCACUAACUGCUGCUUGAUCAGCCUACUUUUCCAACCUAGUUGAGGAGAAUAGAAACAAUCCACAAUUUGUUGAUACUGUCGCAAAGCUAACGAAACAGCAGCACUCCCCAAGUGAGGAAUGGCCUUUACUUCAAGCAGUGAUGAAUUCAUGAACUUCUUUGAUGAAAAUAAAAUAUUAAUUAGAAAGCAAAUUUCGAACUCUUGAAUGUGAAUAAUUUCUCCCAAACUCUGUUGUCCUGAGUCUGCACAGAACUGCCAGGACCUCGGAUCAAUGGAGAUACUCAAGUUCUUUUAAUCCUGUAUCUCUCAACACAUUCACAAAAAUAGUCAUGGCCUCUAAACCUUCCAGCUGUCUACUAUUCCAACUAAACUACUGAAAGAGCUACUUCCUGUGCUUGGCCCUCCUAUGUUGAACAUCAUAAAUGGCUCCCUAUCUGGAUGUGUAUACGAAACGCUCCAGUCUCUUUUUAAACCCCGUCAUAGUACUGAGACCACACUUGUGUAGGUGGUAAAUUACCUUUUUAAUAGCAUCAGCCCAAGGCUUUUCUGUCUGUCCUUGUGUUCCUAGGCUUUAGUGCAACUUUUGACACCACAUUCUUUUGGAGAUUAGAAACCCCAAAAUUGGUCCAGGCAGACAAUCUGAAACUUUCUGUAAAACAUAAAAUGAUGCAGAAAAGCUAAUCCAGGCUUUUGUCACUUCUAGAUUAGACUGCGAUUCUCCAGCCACCUGCAUAAAGCACUAAAUACAGCUGCUAGACUCUUGACUCAAACCGUCAAAUUUGAUCAUCACUCCAGUGCCUCUACACUGGCUUCCUGUCAAGGCGGAUUUUCAAGGUUUUACUGUUAACCCACAAAGCAAUACAUAGACUUGCUCCUACCCAUCUCUCUGGUCCUGCCGUACCUACACGUACGCUAUGGUCACAACACACAGGGCUUCUUACUGUCCCUAGAAUUUCUAAGCAAACUGCUGGAGGCAGGGCUUUCUCCUUUUUAUGGAAUGGUCUGCCUAUCCAUGUGAGAGACGCAGACUUUGGUCUCAACCUUUUAAGUAUUUUAUUGAAGACUCAUCUCUUCAAUAGGUCCUAUGAUUAAGUGUAGUCUGGCCUAGGGGUGCGAAGGUGAACGGCAAGGCACUGAAGCAAUGAACCGCCCUUGCUGUCUCUGCCUGUCCGUCUCCCCUCUCUCCACUGGGAUUCUCUGCCUGUCCGUCUCCCCUCUCUCCACUGGGAUUCUCUGCCUCUGACCCUAUUACGGGGACUGAGUCACUGGCUUGCUAGUGCUCUCCCAUGUUGUCCCUAGGAGGUCAGCAUCGUGUCUUGCCAAGCUUUUUUCACUGUACUUGACAUGAGUGGGUUGAGUCACUGACAUGAUCUUCCUCUCCGGUCUUGGGUGACAUCUUUGUGGGCUCCACCUUGUCUCAGGGUAGUAUGUUGGUGGUCUGUUGAUGUCCCUCUGAUGUUGGGGGGGGCUUUGGCUAAGUGGGUGGGGUUAUACCUGCCUGGUCGCCCCCCCCGAGUCCCCAGUGUCAGGGGGGCUAGUGUCAGUCUGUCCUAUCCUGUCUUCUCUGGUGUGAUCUUAAGUAUGCUCCCUCUAAUUCAGCCAUCUCUCUCUGCCCCAGGACCAUGCCUGACAACUCCUGGCUGUCCCCACUCCCCCAGGUCAUGCUGCUGAUCUAGUUUCCGCUGUUCUGCCUGCGGCUAUGGAACCGUAGGAAUGAAGUCAUAAACAGUGCAAUGCUUGAAGCACAGCGAAGAGCUGCUGGCAAACGCAGUAAAGUGCUGUUUAAAUGAAUGCAUUCGAGCCUGCUGCUGCCUACCACCGCUCAGUCAGACUGCGCUAUCAAAUCAUAGACUUAAUUAUAAUAUAAUAACACACAGAAAUAUGAGCCGUAGGUCAUUAAUUUGGUUAAAUCCGGGAACUAUAAUUUAGAAAACAAAAUGUUUAUUCUUUCAGUGAAAUACGGAACCGUUCGGUAUUUUAUCUAACGGGUGGCAUCCAUAAGUCUAAAUAUUCCUGUUACAUUGCACAACCUUCAAUGUUAUGUCAUAAUUAAGUAAUAUUCUGGAAAAUUAGUUCGCAACGAGCCAGGCAGCCCAAACUGUUGCAUAUACCUUGACUCUGCGUGCAAUGAACGCAAGCGAAGUGACACAAUUUCCCUAGUUUAAUAUUGCUUGCUAACCUGGAUCUCUUUUAACUAAAUAUGCAGGAUUGAAAAAAUAUACUUCUGUGUAUUUAUUUUAAGAAAGGCAUGGAUGUUUAUGGUUCGGUAUUUGUGCAACGAUUGUGCUUUUUUCACAAAUGUGCUUUUGUUAAAUCAUCCCCCGUUUGGCGAAGUUGGCUGUCUUUGUUAGGAAGAAAUAGUCUUCACACAGUUCACAACGAGCCAGACGGCCCAAACUGCUGCAUAUACCCUGACUGUUGCACAGAACACAAGAGAAGUGACACAAUUUCCCAGGUUAAAAGAAAUUUGUGUUAGCAGGCAAUAUUAACUAAAUAUGCAGGUUUAAAAAGAUAUACUUGUGUAUUGAUUUUAAGAAGGGCGUUGAUGUUUUUGGUUAGGUACACAUUGAUUUUAAGAAGGGCGUUGAUGUUUUUGGUUAGGGACACAUUGAUUUUAAGAAAGGUGUUUUUGGUUAGGUACACAUUGAUUUUAAGAAAGGCGGUGAUGUUUUUGGUUAGGUACACAUUGAUUUUAAGAAAGGUGUUUUUGGUUAGGUACACAUUGAUUUUAAGAAGGGCGUUGAUGUUUUUGGUUAGGUACACAUUGAUUUUAAGAAGGGCGUUGAUGUUUUUGGUUAGGUACACAUUGAUUUUAAGAAGGGCGUUGAUGUUUUUGGUUAGGUACACAUUGAUUUUAAGAAGGGCGUUGAUGUUUUUGGUUAGGUACACAUUGAUUUUAAGAAGGGCGUUGAUGUUUUUGGUUAGGUACACAUUGAUUUUAAGAAAGGUGUUUUUGGUUAGGUACACAUUGAUUUUAAGAAAGGCGUUUUUGGUUAGGUACACAUUGAUUUUAAGAAAGGCGUUUUUGGUUAGGUACACAUUGAUUUUAAGAAAGGCGUUUUUGGUUAGGUACACAUUGAUUUUAAGAAAGGCGUUUUUGGUUAGGUACACAUUGAUUUUAAGAAAGGCGUUUUUGGUUAGGUACACAUUGAUUUUAAGAAAGGCGUUUUUGGUUAGGUACACAUUGAUUUUAAGAAAGGCGUUUUUGGUUAGGUACACAUUGAUUUUAAGAAAGGCGUUUUUGGUUAGGUACACAUUGAUUUUAAGAAAGGCGUUUUUGGUUAGGUACACAUUGAUUUUAAGAAAGGCGUUUUUGGUUAGGUACACAUUGAUUUUAAGAAAGGCGUUUUUGGUUAGGUACACAUUGAUUUUAAGAAAGGCGUUUUUGGUUAGGUACACAUUGAUUUUAAGAAAGGCGUUUUUGGUUAGGUACACAUUGAUUUUAAGAAAGGCGUUUUUGGUUAGGUACACAUUGGUGCAACGACAUAGCUGUUUUUCGCGAAUGCGCUUGUUAAAUCACCCGUUUUGCGAAGUAGGCUGUGAUUCAAUGAUAAAUUAACCGCAUCGAUUAUAUGCAACGCAGGACAAGCUAGAUAAACUAGUAAUAUCAUCAACCAUGUGUAGUUAACUAGUGAUUGUUAAGAUUGAUUGAUUGUUUUUUUAUAAG
Molecule: messenger RNA, 3792 nt
Organism: Oncorhynchus keta (chum salmon)
Lineage: Eukaryota; Metazoa; Chordata; Actinopteri; Salmoniformes; Salmonidae
Exons: 2
Coding region: 2671-3684 (337 amino acids)
Source: RefSeq, a predicted model, not a curated record